This is a messenger RNA of Ilyonectria robusta, 801 nucleotides long. RefSeq names its product oxidoreductase UcpA. The transcript is spliced from 2 exons. The record is from RefSeq and is a predicted model, not a curated record. Lineage: Eukaryota; Fungi; Ascomycota; Sordariomycetes; Hypocreales; Nectriaceae. The coding region runs from base 1 to 801 and encodes 266 amino acids.
AUGGCUUCUCUUGGCUUGAAGGGGUCCGCGAUUGUCACCGGCGCAGGAGGUGCCUUGGGUCGCGCCAUAGUGCUCGGCCUUGCUCGACACGGUGUGACCAAGGUCGCAGGCAUUGACGUGAACAGCAGCGCUCUAGACGAAACCAAAACCAAGCUGGCCACAGAAUUUCCCAGGGUGCAGUUCCUCUCCGUCGAAGCUGAUGUAUCGUCAGAACAGUCCACCUCGCAGGCCAUCUCCAGCAUUAUCCGCGAGUUUGGUCGGAUUGACUACGCCGUCAACAACGCCGGGAUAGGACAGAAGCUAGCGCCGUCGGGAAACACUUCGAUACAGGAAUUUGAAAAGGUCAUGAACGUGAACUUUCGGGGACUAUGGCUGUGCGAAAAGUUGGAGCUGUCACAGAUGGAAAAGCAGGAACCACGCGUCGUGAACCCGUUGAACCCGUCCGUCAUGGAGCGAGGGUGCAUCGUCAACAUCUCGUCUGUGCUGGGCUUUAUGGCAAUGCCGCAUCUCGGGGUUUACAAUUCCUCCAAGCACGCAACUCUGGGACUCACCAGGACCGACGCUAUCGACUAUGCCAAGAAAGGCAUCAGAGUCAAUGCCAUCGCGCCAGGCUUCAUUGAUACACCGCUGCUGACGGAGGCGACGAGGUUGGCGCUGAAACCGACGAUAGAUAGGAUACCACAGAGAAGGCUGGCAUCUCCCGAAGAAGUUGCCGAUGCCGUGUGCUUCAUGGUGAGUGGCAUGGCCAGCCACGUCACUGGUGUCACACUUCCCGUAGAUGGCGGGUUCACGGCGACGUAG